AUGUCAAACGAAGACCUUGUCACCCUCACUUUCCAAGAUCGUGUUGCGAUCGUUACUCUUAACCGACCUGCCAAGUUGAAUGCCCUUAACCAGGAACUUUACUACCUCCUUGGCGAGCGGUUGCGUGAGAUUGAGCGCCGCGAUGAUAUCUUCAUCACCGUUCUUACCGGAACAGGUCGAUUCUUCUCUGCCGGCGCAGAUGUCACCAGUUCUCGUCCUAGUGGAGACCUCAAUUCUAGCGUCCGCCGUGACCUAGUUCGCAGCUUUGUCGCCAACAACGUCGACGUAACCCGCACUUUCUACAACCAUAGCAAGAUCCUAGUCGUCGCCCUAAACGGCCCAGCCGUAGGCCUUUCUGCUGCCCUAAUCGCGCACGCAGACUUCAUCUACGCCGCACCCCAUGCAUUCCUGCUGACUCCAUUCUCAUCUCUCGGCCUUGUCGCCGAGGGUGGUGCCAGCCGCGCAUUCGUCGAGCGUCUUGGAAUUGCCAAGGCCAAUGAGGCGCUUCUCAUGAGCAAGCGGAUUACCUGUGACGAACUCGUGUCAACUGGAUUCGUGAACAAGGUGAUCACCGCGGCUUCGGGGGAUAAGAACGAUUCAGCAGGAUUCCUGAAGAAUGUGUUGCUGGAGGUUGACGAGCGUCUUGGGACGCAUCUUAACCAGACGAGCUUGCUCGGUAUUAAGGAGCUUGUUCGGAGGCCCGAGAGGGAAAUCCUGGACCGUCAAAAUGGAAUUGAGGCUUUUGCAGGCCUUGAGCGCUUCCUGAUGGGAAUUCCGCAGGAAGAGUUUCGGAAGCUGGCUUCUGGUGAGAAGAAGCAUAAGCUGUGA
This is a messenger RNA of Penicillium maclennaniae, 828 nucleotides long. RefSeq names its product dodecenoyl-CoA isomerase. NCBI's taxonomy places the organism in Eukaryota, Fungi, Ascomycota, Eurotiomycetes, Eurotiales, Aspergillaceae. The transcript is spliced from 2 exons. Gene Ontology annotation, biological process: fatty acid beta-oxidation. Gene Ontology annotation, cellular component: peroxisomal matrix. The record is from RefSeq and is a predicted model, not a curated record. The coding region runs from base 1 to 828 and encodes 275 amino acids.